AUCUUUCUUACUCCAGCUGUGGGUAGCUUCGCUACGGACAAAAACGCCCGACACAAAUGUCUCACUUUCUAACCGGAGUUUCGAUCUGAACGGAUCUGAGCUGCGGAGUUCGGGAGACCGACAACGUGGCUGACAGCGGAUGCCGCUCACAGUGCGGAAUUCUGCCCGGAGGAGGAAGAAAAACCCGGAUGAGAAGCUCCCGGAGCGACCCGGGGAGUCGACUUCUGCUCUGGUGAUGGCGCCCACGCGGAUGAAACUGCGUGUGCGUCGCCGUGAUGGUGCAGGUGCAGCGGGAGGAGGUCAGCCGGCGGAAGAGGAGAGGAGUCGAGAGAGCAGCAGUCGCAGCAGCAGCAGGAGGAAAAACACCAGCAACACGUCCACCCCUGCUGCCGCCACCUCCUCGCCUCCCACCUCCUCUGCCUCAGCCUCGGCGAGGGCGGUGGUGGCGGCAGAGGACGCGUCGCCUGACUCCAAGUGCCCCAUCUGUCUGGACCGCUUCAACAACCUGGCGUACCUGGACCGCUGCCUGCACCGCUUCUGCUUCCCCUGCAUCCAGGAGUGGUCGCACAACAAGGCCGAGUGUCCGCUCUGCAAGCAGCCCUUCGCCUCCAUCCUGCACUCGGUCCGUGCAGAGAACGACUUCAAGGAGUACACGCUGCGACCGGCGCCCGCCAACAGCAGUGUCGCCGCCACUGUGGCGAUGGUGGCGGCGAUGGCGUCGGCGGCAAGGAGCGACCACCAGAUGAGGUUGAUGCUACGGAGGCACAGGGUGGCAGACGGCGGAGAGACCACCACGAGGAGACGGAGGAGGGAGAGGGGAGGAAGAGGAGGAGGAAGCAGGAGGACGGGGGUGUGGGAGUGGUAUCUUGAUUCUCCUCCUCUUCCUCUCCCUCCUCUUACUCACCAUCCCGCCAUCUCUCCCGUGGUUGCGGAGGACAGUGGGGAGGGAGAAGACGUGGAGCAGCAGAGGAUGAGGGGGGGGGCAGAUGUGGCUGAGCGUGGGGUGAUAUUUGAGGGACUGACGGGGCUGGGGGGGGCAGUGGCAGCAGCCCCCAAUGACCGGGCCUCACGGCGGCUGAUGACCCGUCUGGCGGCAAGGCAGCGGUUGCAGCGAGAAGGCGGAACUGUGCGGCGACUGAGGGAGAGAGAGACUGUGGCCUUCCGCCGCGCCCUCUACCGCUGCGGCAUACGGGUCCGCGGCGUCGCCGGGGUCAGCGGUAACCAGGGGCAGCAGUGUGACAUCACAGCAGAGAGCUUCCGUCGUAACCCCGGCCACCUGAACAGACUCCGCCCCUGGCUGCGGCGGGAGCUCACCGUGCUGUACGGUGCACACGGCACGCUGGUCGACAUCGUCCAGCGCAUCAUCAUGGCGCAGCUGGCCCGCCACGGCCUGGAGGACACACCCACCAUCGAAGAAGAGCUGCGACCGUUCCUGUUGGCUCGUACCGACCACUUCCUGCACGAGCUGGUCAGCUUCGCCCGCUCGCCACUUAGUCUGGAAAAUUACGACCUGCAGGCGGUGUACGAGCCGCUGGCCGCCACCCUUGAGCUGGACAGGACCAGCAGCCCCUCCGACAGCAGCUCCGUCAUCGCCAUAUCAGAGGGGGAGGAAGAGGAGAGCCGGGCGGGAGGAAGGUCGGAGGAGAGGGCAGGGGGCGCUCACAACGAUGUCAUCCCAACAGGAAGCUGCCUUAGCCUGUCAGCCUGGGACGACGAAACACCGGGCCCCUCCUACUCCACCGCCGAGUCGUCGUGUUCGCUCGCCCCGCUGUCAUUCAGCCCCGCCCCACAGGGGACAGCCAACGAGGAGGGGGGAGAGAAGCGGGAAGAGGAGGCGGAGGACGAGUGUCUGAUCGUCGGGUACAAGAAGCCCAUCGCGGAGCGGACUCCUGAGCUGGUGCAGCUCUCCUCUGACACCGAGGAAGAGGAGGACAAGGAGAAAGGGGAGGAGAAGACGGGCGAGAAGCUUCCUCCCCUCCCUUCCACCACUCCUCCUCUUUCUUACCUACCCACAAUCCCUCCCUCCACAUCUCAUGCCUACCGCGAGGAGCAGGACAACAAGCCGAAGGAGAAAGAUGGCGAGGCGGGCGGGCGUCACUCACGUACACGCUUGUGGUCGGGCAGCUCUGGACGAAGCCUGGAGUCUGUGUGCACGCUCAGCCCGAAGGAGCAGCGGCGGGAAAGCUGGAGAGACAGGAAGCAGUCCGGCAGCGAGGUGGUGAGGGAGAAGAGGAGGAGGAAGAGGAGGAGGAGAGGGCGGGAGAGGAGCGGCACCCUGUUCAACCCAAACCGCUCCAUUUAUCCCGCAAUGAUGCGCCGCCGCUCCCACUCCCCCUCACCGUUUCAUACCAGCGUUGAGUCCGGUUCGCCGCUGCCGCCCAGCCCGCCCGACUCCAGCUGGGAGUACCACUGCUCCCCUCUCACCUCCUCUGUGUCCUCACCGUCCCGCUCCUCCUCCUCCUCCUCACCCCUCGGCUCCUCCCCGCAGCCGUCGUCGCCGCCACCGCAGACGCCGCCGACGCCCUCGCUCUCCCCAGGCAACGCCUACCACAGAGAAAAACCUGGCGGGAAGAGGAAGUACAAGAGCCGCCACCUGGACAGCAAUGACAAGGACCCCACCUGGAGGCCGAGCAGCAGCCUCCGCAGGGAGAAGAGGAGGGAGAGGGGGGAGAAGGAGAGGAGGAGGAGGAGGGGGAGAGAUGGAGGGAGGAGAAGAGAGAGGCCCAGGAGGGAGGCUCACAGGGAGAGCGCUAGUUAUUGUGGAGAGAGCAGCAGCAGCAGGAGGUGCAGAGACGACCGGAGUCCCAGCGUGGAAAUCAUCUACGAGGGCACCAUCGCCUCCCACGAAACACAACCUCCCACACGAAAACGCCGCAGGAAACACCACCGCAAAAUACAACACAGCAGUUCUCCGGUUAUCAUCACCCUUGACAGCGACAGCAGCCACGACGCCAACAAAAACAGUAACAGCAGCAGUCCGCUCAGCAGCCAGCAGACCGUUGAUUUCUCCGACCUUCCUCCUCUCCCAUUGGUGCAUUCUGCCGGUGUGGGUGGGGCCUUGGAUGCAGAAAUUGGCGAGCUUCCUGUUGACAUCCUAGAUCGAGGAUCUGACGGGUCGGAGACCGAGCCAGCUGGCCAGUCUGAGGCUGCAGGCCCCAUCGCCAUUGAUAACAGCGACAACAGCGAUCAUGAUGUGGACGUGGAAAACGUUGAAGAGAUUGGUUCACUGCUAGGGUGCGAUCACGGACCAAUCAGAAAGGCCGAUACAAAGGCAACCCCUGCUAAUAAUCCAAGAGAAGCAACUAGUGUCGACGGUGGCUCUCAACAAACGGGAGGCAACGAUUCUGCCCCCAGAAUGACGGAUUUUCGCAAAAGAAACUUUGAAGUCUCGACCUCUGACAGCUUUCUGCUCACAUCCAUCCCCAAUGACCUGAAGGGAAUCGCUGCACCUGGUUGUGACCUUUCUUUGAACUUUGAGCGCAGUUGCUCACCUGACACCAGAAGAAAGCGUUUUCGGGAUCCGUGUGAGGCCAGUUGGGCUCAUUCGUACCGGGGUGGCUGGUUGGCUGAGACGAGACAUCCCAGUUGCGAUUUGCCCGAGGAGCCACAGUCUAACGACGUCAGAGACCGAAACCUGGACUUGGACUUGCCGACAUGUCAUACCUCAAACCCCCUGCCGCCUCCUAUUCAGCAGCUGAAGGAGUGCAGAGUCAGAGAGGGGGGUGUGGACAUCCCUCCACGCUUGAAACAGGCCAGUCCUGUCCGGUCGUACAACAGAAACACGCCACCGCCGUUAAAACACAAAGAUGUCGGGAGUCCACACCUGUCACCCAUCUCCCCCGUUGACCUCCACGCACUUCACGCCUCUGUUGACUUCGACCCAGUUGGUGUAAAUACUCCCGUUGACCUCAAUUCAAAUCCCACCGUCUCCCAUGUUGACUCUCGUUUGGUUCCUGAGCUGCCCAGACAUAACCAGGCCAUCCCCCCCAUUUCAACGCUGAAGAAACAUUUCACGAGCGCUUUGGCAUUGAGAGGAGAGCUGCCCCCUACUGGCAGCAAUCCAGCCGUUGACAUGCAUUCUUCCUGUCUUUUAGCACCCGUCGACUCCCAUGCAGCUGCUCCCUCCGGAGUCAGAGCAUUCAACACCAGCAUCCAUUCCACAAGUCACAAGCCUCCCGUUGAGACCCAUUCAUCUUCUGGGUCCGGAAAGAGUUCCACAAGUGCUGAUUGCUUACCAGAUCUGGACUUCUUGAAUAGUUUUCAUUCUUCAAAGCUACAUUCCAGCCGUGAUAGCACAAAGGCAAUGCCUUCCUGUGGUCUUAGAUCUUCACCCAUUAAUUUGCAUCCUGUGAAUUCUUUAUCUCCCAUUGAUUUCCAUUCUGCCAAGACCGGCUGGUCCAAAGAGAAACCAGCCAACACCGACUCUACCUCCAGAGGUUGCAGGAAUACGACUUUAAUCCCGAAUUCCUGUCGGGUAGUACCCGUUGACCUCCAUCUUUCCAGCGGUGUCUCUGCAGGUAGUGGUGUUUUCUCAGGAGUCAAUUCUAACGACACAUCACCUGCUGUUUUGGUUUCAUCCCUUGAUUCCAGGACUCAAAAUCCCUCACCACCCACUGACUCCCACUCCUCCAAUAAAAGAGAGAACCUGUCGCAAAGGCUUGGAAUUAGCUCACUGCCGACAACAGCUCCCAGCGGCAGGUUGUCACCGAUUGACCUGGACCCUAGAAGUCCCAAAUCUACCGUUGACCUCCACUCUUCCGGUGUAGCUUCAGAAGGACUGACAGACAGCAAGGAGUCGUCAACGGUCAAUCGUCAGGAUAUAUCAGCUCUUGGUCACCCGCCACCCGUCAAUUUGCAUUGUACAAGUCCUUUGCCACCUGCUAACUUACAUUCUUCCUACUUUAGCACCACUGCCAUAGACGGACACUUCAACCACACAGCCUUACCAUCCUCUACCUUCAACACAUCACAUAGAAAGUGCAGUUCUCGAUCCCAAGCUACCGUCGAAUCCCGCUCAAAACAUCGCAACCACGUUGGUCCCAGCUCCGACCCACAGUUCCCCAACGACAACCGCUCAGCACAUGGUCUCCCCGUUGACGCUCAUUCAAAAAGCUCUCGGAGAGACUGUCAGCUCCACGCAGACAAUCACAUCACGUCUUCCCCCCAGUCUGUCGAGAACCAGUGGAACUCGGACUCCUUCAUUGAAGCCCAUUCGGACUCUCAGUCGGCCGUUGACGAACACUCAGCCAGCAGUGUUUGGACCACACACACACACCCCGCCACGUAGGACACACAAAUAAAGAGAGAUUUAAAUGUAUCGAAGACUUAAUGGAGAAAAUAUAAGGAAAGAAGUCUUGAUUUUUACCUCUGUUGCUAUUUUUGUUUCUAAGAUGUAUUGUGUUUAAAAUUUAACCCCUUUCUGCCCAUUUCAUCCCUGGGAUGAAGUUUGUACCACUGAAAGCAACGUAGCUGAAAUAAUUACUUUAAAAUGUGACUUGACGUUUGUUUUUUUUCUGGAGCUGGGACGAUGAGAAACUUGGAUGAAUCGUCAUAUUUGAUCGAAGUAUUGAUAUAAUUUUUAUAAUCACAGUUUGGCGUGUAAACAGCCCUUUGUUUGCAAUAAAGGGGAGGGAUAAAAAUUUAGUCUUUAUUACUAAACUACAAGAAAUUUCCUCAACACAAAUACAAAUGUAUUUGCCCUGACGCCAAAAAAAAAAAUUCAAUUAAUAAAUAAUUAUAAAUGUGAUUAUCAAGAAAGUAAUUUAUUGAGAGAGGAAAAAAAUGAACUGCCAAGUUAUUUUAUUUGUUGAUAUGUUGGUCCUCAUGAUAAUAAUUGUUGAUGACUUGAUGAUUGGUCCCAGCCCCAGUGGAAGGACAAGUCACAGGAAAGUAUUUGAGCCCACCGACGACAUCGGGUUGCCUCCUGCAUUUUUCAUCAGUGUCUCGGGAAACACUGAGCCCGCCUCCUGUCUGUCAAACGUAUAACGCUGUAAAAUGGGAAUUUAAGGACGAGGGGGAAAAGGUAACGUCACCAAUAUCUGCUAACAGGAUUUAAAAAUCAACAGAAAAGUUUGGACAGUGAUGGAGGAACACAGGAAAUAAACAUCACAUAGGAAUUAUCCUUCAAAAACGAGAGACGGCUGCAGUUUCAUCCCGGUCUGGUUGUCGUGUAAAUGAGUGAAUGUGUGUGUUUACAUGUUCUUUAGGAAAAACUCACCAGUUAAAGAAAACUGAAUAAAGGUUUGGUCAGAAAGUGA
Molecule: messenger RNA, 6257 nt
Organism: Xiphias gladius (swordfish)
Lineage: Eukaryota; Metazoa; Chordata; Actinopteri; Istiophoriformes; Xiphiidae
Product: E3 ubiquitin-protein ligase Topors-like
Exons: 4
Coding region: 140-5287 (1715 amino acids)
Biological process (GO): protein monoubiquitination; protein polyubiquitination
Molecular function (GO): metal ion binding; ubiquitin protein ligase activity
Source: RefSeq, a predicted model, not a curated record